Messenger RNA from Mangifera indica (mango), 925 nucleotides. RefSeq names its product 60S ribosomal protein L13-1-like. The coding region runs from base 143 to 766 and encodes 207 amino acids. Gene Ontology annotation, cellular component: ribosome; cytosolic large ribosomal subunit. The record is from RefSeq and is a predicted model, not a curated record. Gene Ontology annotation, biological process: translation. NCBI's taxonomy places the organism in Eukaryota, Viridiplantae, Streptophyta, Magnoliopsida, Sapindales, Anacardiaceae. The transcript has 5 exons. Gene Ontology annotation, molecular function: RNA binding; structural constituent of ribosome.
AAGCCCAAACCAAAGCUAGGGUUUCUCUCAACCCUUACCAGUCAAUCUCUCUCAUAUAUAAGCCGCGCACCACCUCCUUCCAAACCCUUGUGCUUUGCGUAUCUUCUCAGUUUCAGCUUCAAUCUCCAACGGUAAGUGAGAAAUGGUGAAGCAUAACAACGUUGUGCCAAAUGGGCACUUCAAAAAGCACUGGCAAAACUAUGUCAAGACAUGGUUUAACCAGCCCGCUAGGAAGAACAGGCGUCGCAUUGCUCGUCAAAAGAAGGCCGUGAAGAUCUUCCCUCGUCCAACCGCGGGCCCUCUCCGCCCCAUCGUUCAUGGCCAGACCUUGAAGUAUAACAUGAAGCUUAGGGCUGGUAGAGGCUUCACGCUUGAAGAGCUUAAAGCUGCAGGAAUUCCCAAGAAGCUGGCUCCAACCAUCGGUAUAGCAGUGGACCAUCGUCGCAAGAACCGAUCCCUGGAGAGCCUUCAAGCCAAUGUCCAGAGGCUGAAGACAUACAAGGCCAAAUUGGUUGUCUUCCCAAGACGUGCUCGCAAGGUCAAGGCUGGUGAUUCUGCCCCAGAGGAAUUGGCAACAGCAACCCAGGUACAAGGACCUUACAUGCCAAUCACCCUUGAGAAGCCAACUGUGGAGCUUGUGAAGGUUACUCCGGAGAUGAAGUCUGUCAAGGCAUACAACAAGCUCCGCGUGGAGCGGAUGAACACUCGCCAUGUUGGUGCAAGGCUGAAGAAGGCUGCUGAGGCUGAGAAGGAAGAUAAAAAGUAGACAAGGUCUGACUUCAAUAGACAGCAGCAUUUUGAAGUCUAAUGUGGGACUGCCUUUUGCACUUAAAAUUUUUUAUUCUGUCUGUCAUAGUUAUUGAAACUUUGGUUAUUAGUUUUGGUGACAUGUUUCAGUUUAUUAAGCUAAGGAUUUCUUGGUUAA